UUCAUCGAUGUAACGUAUCGAUAAGCAUAAAAGUCAACAAAACGAGUAAUCCCAAAAAAUGUUAAAAAUCCAUUGAUCAAAAUGGUAAAUGUUAUGAAAGGAGUUCUAGUUAAAUGUGAUCAUGCUAUGAAACAAUUCCUACUGCACCUAGACGAAACACUAAAACUAGGCCGUAAAUUCAUAAUCCAAGACCUCGACGAAAACCAUUUGUUUAUUUCCGCAGACAUCCUAGACGUCCUCCAAGCAAAAAUUGAUGAUUUAAUGGACCAAAUCAGCUUCCCAUUGGCCGAAAAGUAACCAUAAUGCCUUUAAAAGGGGCCCCUAGGGGCUCAAACCGUAUCAAGGACAAUGAAAAAAGACGAGUCAUCGAUGAUUCUCAACGCAAACGCAGGCAGCGCAAAUUCAUGGAACUCCUAGAAUCUGACAACUACCAUGAAGACCCGCACGCUGAUUUAGUAAUGAGCAAAAAAGUACCAAAAUUUGACAAUAGUUUAGAGCAAAGAACCAGCAGAAAUAAGAAAAAAGAGCGCACAGUGGACUAUUACCAGUUUAAGUACCGUAAAAACUUUCAGCAACUUGUAGAAGACAACAGGGCUGAAGCUGAGCUUAGAAAUUGUCCUUCGUACAUGGACGUGCAGUGCAAAGAGUCUCAGUUGCCUCAAAGGCGUUUUUGCGCGGUUUGCGGGUUUUUGGGGCCCUACAGUUGCUUGUCUUGUGGUACUAGAUACUGUUCGCUUAAGUGUAUGGGGACUCAUAUGGACACUAGAUGUUUAAAAUGGGCAUCAUAAUUUUUACGAAUGUAUUUCUAGUUUUAAUGCUUUAUUUUUAAAUUAGAGGUCUGUUGUCACAAGAGUCUCUGGGUCAGAAACAAAUGUUCAGCUAAAUUACCGGUAAUUUAUCUUGGAGUCAUGACAUUGUAAACUGUAAACAUAUGUAUGGGCGAUGCUUUCUGAUAGUUAACAAACUAUCAGAGACUUUUGUAAAAAUAGGCCUUGUAUAAAUGCCUCUCUUUACAUUCAUUUUUUAAUCAAAAAUGUAAUAAAAAUCUUUGGGUACAUUCAGGCGGUGCCAGCAGUUUAAUUCAGCCACUCAGCGGGAACUUCAGGUUCUGUCUUUGUCAUCCAGCAUAACACUGAUAAUGACAGAGCAAUUGUUUCUAUGAAAACGCUAUUGGAUUCGAGAAUAAAAUCCCUGCUGAGUGGCUGAGCUUAGCCACUUGGACCGCCUGAAUGUACCCUUUGUCUUGAGGUAAAAGCAAAAUAAUGGUCUUUUUUUUCUUUUAGGCCAGGUUUAUUCAUCUUCAGAUAAACUUGAUGGUAAUUAAUUGCAAGAUAAAUUCAUUGUUCUAUAAUUCUGUUGGUCAGCAGAUAACUAGUAAACCAAUGGGAUUACAGAUUGUGUUUUUUUUUUGUCAGAUUGCAUACCUAACAGUUUAUCAGAAGGUGAAUAAAUCGCCCCUUAAUGAAUUUUGUUUUGCUUCUUAGCUUUUUUAAAAAAAUUAUAUUUUUUCUAUUGACUAUUGAGUAGAAAAGGAAUGUAUUAAUUAAAGUGAAUUUGCAUGCAAAAUAUAGGAGAUACUUAACUUCUUAAGUUUCUUAUUUUUUGGGUUGUUCUUAAAGCCUCAUCCUUGGAAAUUUCUUUUGAAUUUUUUUUUGUAUGUACUUACUUAUCUAGGGUGUUUAUUAUCAUAACCAGGGAACAAGGUAUUAACUCCCAAGGGAGUUAAGGAUAUCAUAACUCCCAAGGGAGUUGAGGAUUUCCAUAACUCCCGCUUUCACCUUGCAUAGGUGAACUUUGACAAAAAAUUGACAUUUAAGUUUAUGGUUUAUUUCUUUAUAAAAAUGGACAAAAUACAUUAAAUUCAGUAGGAAAUAAAAUUAUCUAUGUACCACGGGAAUUAUCAGGUGUUAAUACCCACGGGCAAUUGGCACAAACUUUGCCCUGGGGUUUUAACACCCUCAUAAUUCCCUUGAUACAUAAAUAACUAUAAUGAUAUCAAUUAAAUAUUUCAAAUUAUCUAAACAGAAAUACAGUACAGUGCCAUCAGCAAAUAGAUAGAUGUUACAGCUUAUUGUAACUGCAGUAGCAAUAUUGUCAACUAUUCAUACUUAGGUAAAUAAUAAAUACCUACAAUACCACUCUGUACAUCAAUUUUAUUAAAGUGUGUCAACAAAAACAAGUCAGCGCCGAGAUUUAUUACCGGGGAAACGCCCUUCUGGACCUGUCUCAAAACCCAUCAGCCCAUAUAUCAGAAUAUUACGCUAAAUGUAUAGAUUGCACAUAAUCUACAGAGUGACCUAAGUAGUAUGUCCCUCCGUAGAAGAGAUGUCACGCUCAUGCUGUUUAUGGAGUAGGUAAUAUACCUAUUUAUCAAUACAUAUCUUAUCGUAUAGCAAGUGAAUUUACUCUCUACUUGAACCCCCACCUAGAUCACGGUCCUGUUGCGACGUCCUAGGACGAAACAUAUUAUAGGAGUUUAUGACAAUAUCAUUAAUGUAUAACAAUAUAACAGUACUACUAAGGUACUUUCUUG
Messenger RNA from Ceutorhynchus assimilis (cabbage seed weevil), 2533 nucleotides. Lineage: Eukaryota; Metazoa; Arthropoda; Insecta; Coleoptera; Curculionidae. The record is from the annotation of a GenBank genome assembly.